UCAUAAACAAAAACCACAAACAAAAUUUAUUAAAACGAUUUGUUUUCUCAAAAUCGGUUUUUCGAUCAUUUUUUUAUUGAUUUCCCAGUGUUUCUAAGUGUAUUCUAUUAAAUAGUUAACACCGUUUUGUGCAUCUGUUCAGGUAUUGCUCCAUUGCUAAAAUUGAAUUCAGAGAGCACACGUGAAGUAACAAGUUUGUAUAAGUACACGCACGCAUGCUCUCAGACCGUCCCGGCUGACAUUACUUUCUUGAGUAAAUGUUUAGAAAAGCUAUACGUAACUUUGGUAGUUUAAUUUACAAUAAUUCGUCGUACAAUAACUUUGUUAAUCGACGGUUUUUCUACGAGUCUAGAAAUAUGAAGAUUGGAACUCAUGAUGGUGUCUUCCACUGUGACGAAGUCCUGGCAUGUUACAUGCUCAAACUGCUUCCAUUAUACAAAGAUGCCCUCAUCGUCCGUACUCGGGAUACAUCCAAGCUCGAUGAUUGUGACAUUGUUGUUGAUGUCGGUGCUGUCUUUGACCAUGCCAAGAAGCGGUACGAUCACCACCAGAGAGAAUUUAAUGAGACCCUGAGCAUGCUGAGGCCUGAAUUUGGUGAUAAGUUCAAAAUCAAAUUGAGUUCUGCAGGCUUAGUGUACACUUACUAUGGAGAAGAUGUCAUAAAGCAACUGAUGCCGAGCAAUACUUCAUUGAACCCAUCUGAUUUGACUGUAAUCUAUAAAAAAGUAUAUCAGAAUUUCAUUGAAGAAAUCGAUGCUAUAGACAAUGGUGUACCGAUAGCCUCAGAGGAACCGAGGUACAAAAUACGCACGAAUCUAAGCAGUAGAGUGGCACGCUUGAACCCAGAGUGGAACUCCAAACAAGAUAUAAACAUAGAUGAAGUUUUUAAAAAAGCAAUGGCUUUAGUAAGUGAAGAAUUUCUAUACACAGUCAACUACUUUAUAACUGUAUGGUUGCCAGCUAGAGAAUAUGUCAGGGCAUCAUUAGACAGCAGAUUUGAAGUUCACAAAUCUGGGGAGAUUGUCGAAUUCAAGGAGAGAUUUCCUUGGAAAGAACACUUGUUUGAUUUGGAGGAAGAAAUGAAUAUUGGGCAUGAAAUCAAGUAUGUUAUAUUCAAUGACAAGCCAAACUCUUGGAGAGUUCAAGCUGUACCUGUGAACCCUACAAGCUUUGUUACCAGGAAACCUCUACACAAAAAUUGGUGGGGUGUGAGGGAUGACAUUCUGAGUGAAGUCGCAGCUAUAGAAGGUUGUAUAUUCUGCCACAGUACCGGAUUCAUUGGUGGUAACACGUCGCGAGAUGGAGCUUUAAAAAUCAUCCAACCAUCCAGCCAUCUCAAGUCUAGAAGCGGAGGCAUAAACAUGUAUUUGUAUACAAUAAAUUUACUCACGAAUAUUCUUGUUAGUACUUACUUUGGUGAACAACUCCAUUUUUAAGCCUUUAUAUUUUACUAGCCUACUUUUUAUACUACUAUACUACUACUUUUAUUUUACAUCCCGGCUCUAUUUAUUUAUUUAUAAGGUACUUCAACGACUUAUAUACUGUACAAUCAAACGUAAGUUGUUACACAUGCAUCGCAUUAUGGUGAAUAAAUCACUUAAAGAAGUACACAACACAUACAUUAAAUAUACCUACUCAAAUGCGUUGUUUAUGUCAAUUGGUACAUGGUAGGAUUGUUGCAAAGGUUUACACGCCUGUAAUGUGGUUCUAAAGAGUUAAAAAAAUCAAAGUGUUAAUUCAGUAAAUCGCUCUGGUAUUUUCUGCUGUAUAUCCGUCGAAGAAACAGUAAAAGUUUUGUGUUUUUAUUUCUAGCUUGUUGUCAAAUAUGUAAUUCAAUUCUACGUUGUGAUGCUACAAGAUUUUGGUGCUCGAUUCGAUAACUCUUCA
Messenger RNA from Helicoverpa zea (corn earworm), 1887 nucleotides. Its product is annotated as MYG1 exonuclease. Bases 258 to 1436 code for a protein of 392 amino acids. Gene Ontology annotation, cellular component: nucleus; cytoplasm. The record is from RefSeq and is a predicted model, not a curated record. The transcript is spliced from 5 exons. Lineage: Eukaryota; Metazoa; Arthropoda; Insecta; Lepidoptera; Noctuidae.